Molecule: messenger RNA, 1195 nt
Organism: Nomia melanderi (Alkali bee)
Lineage: Eukaryota; Metazoa; Arthropoda; Insecta; Hymenoptera; Halictidae
Product: selenoprotein M-like
Cellular component (GO): endoplasmic reticulum lumen
Molecular function (GO): oxidoreductase activity
Source: RefSeq, a predicted model, not a curated record
UGGUUGACAUUCAAUGGAACGCUAGGUAUAUAUAAGAGCACAUAUAACUUCCGCUUUAGUGAAGUAAACAUGGCUUCUACUACUGUAGCUGUCAUCUGCUUUCUGGCACUUGCUUUGACAAUUUCAAACGUUCAUUCGGCGACUAAUUACUAUGGGUCAGCAAGAGUUGAGAGUUGCGGUGGUUGCAGUCUGAAGCGGCUUCCAGAUGUACAAAACUUUAUCUACAAAGACGUACCUAACUAUGAAAAUGUUGAAUUCAAACAUAUUCAAGGUGCAGUGCCAGAACUUGUGCUCUUCGAUCAUGAUAAUUCGGAAGUAGAAAGGUUACCAUUGUCAAGGUUGACACGCGAUGAAUGCAAUGAGUUAUUAAUUUCUAAAGGUUUUACCAAAAAACCAGUAAAGGAUGAGAUCUAAGGAACAAAAUGAAUAAUACUCUUAGUGUUAGAGUGAAUCUGGGUUAGAUCUGGCUUAGAUUAUGAACUUGAGAAAUUAUUUUACUGUGCUUAGCAAAGUAUUAAUAUUACUUUGAUAAAUAUAUCUUUAUUAUGUUUUUUACAUUUAUUUGUAAAUAGAAGUAAGUACUAUAUAAAUCAAAAUGGUGGUCUUCUGGGAAUUAUUCAUUGCCAUAUGUACAAUGCACAUAUUCUAAGUCCACUAAAUGAUUAAUAUUUGAAAUAUAAUUAAGGCACAAAAAGUAAAUAAUGUAGAAAUCUUUUGAUGCACAUCUUGUUAUCUUUCCUCAUUUUUAUUUAUAUGAGGGAGCAUUUAUAUUACCUCCCUAUGGAGCUGCAAUCUGUGAUGUAAUGACUAGAUCUAUGAUGUAAAUUUGAUCAUUGUGGAGUACUUGUGCUCUCGCAUUUACAAAUUUUAGUUGUUACAUUUUAUCAAGUGUAAACCAUUCACAUGCUCCAAAUGAAAAGAAAACUUACAUAAUUAGUCAUUGCAACAGAAUUUAGUGCAAUUGAAACGUAUAUUUAGAAUAUUUUUUACUUAUAUAUUUUGUUUAUGUACUGCACAAAUUAUACUUUUUUUAUUUUAAUAAAAAUUUAUUUUUAUACAUAAUUUUGACAGAAAAUAAACAAGGGAUCUUAAAAUAAUGGAAAUACUAAAAGCAAAUCAAAGCAAAGACAAAACCAAACUGUAGCAAUAAUAAUAUCUAACAUAUAAAAAAUUCGAAUAAAAUAAGUUACAACUU